This is a messenger RNA of Eublepharis macularius, 4116 nucleotides long. RefSeq names its product calponin 1 (gene CNN1). The record is from RefSeq and is a predicted model, not a curated record. Lineage: Eukaryota; Metazoa; Chordata; Lepidosauria; Squamata; Eublepharidae. The transcript is spliced from 7 exons. Gene Ontology annotation, biological process: actomyosin structure organization. Gene Ontology annotation, molecular function: actin binding. The coding region runs from base 83 to 982 and encodes 299 amino acids.
AGCUGUGGAGAGGCAGACAGACCUGCCGUGCACCGAGGAGGGCUCCACACCACAAGACACAGCAACACCACAAGUGCUCAGCAUGUCUGCCACGCACUUCAACAGGGGCCCUGCCUAUGGCAUGUCAGCAGAAGUCAAAAACAAGUUAGCUCAGAAAUACGACCCACAAAGGGAGCAGGAACUGCGGCAGUGGAUUGAAGAGAUGACAGGGAAGCGCAUUGGAGACAACUUCAUGGAAAGUUUGAAAGAUGGAGUCAUCCUAUGCGACCUGAUCAACAAACUCCAACCUGGAUCUGUGCGGAAGGUGAAUGAGUCCACACAAAACUGGCACCAGCUGGAGAACAUCGGCAACUUCAUCAAGGCCAUUACGAAAUAUGGCGUGAAGCCCCAUGACAUCUUUGAAGCCAACGACCUCUUUGAGAAUACAAACCACACCCAAGUUCAGAGCACUCUGGUUGCGCUUGCCAGCAUGGCCAAGACAAAAGGCAACAAGGUGAACAUGGGUGUGAAAUAUGCAGAGAAGCAGCAGCGCAAAUUCCUACCUGAGAAGUUGAAAGAAGGACGGAACAUCAUUGGACUUCAGAUGGGUACCAACAAGUUUGCCAGCCAGCAAGGUAUGACUGCAUAUGGCACACGCCGGCACCUGUAUGAUCCCAAGUUGGGCACAGAUCAGCCUCUGGAUCAAGCUACAAUUAGUCUACAAAUGGGAACCAACAAAGGGGCUAGCCAGGCUGGCAUGACAGCUCCCGGAACGAAGCGGCAGAUUUUUGAGCCUGCAUUGGGUAUGGAACACUGCGAUACCCAGAAUAUCUCUCUGCAGAUGGGAAGCAACAGAGGGGCCUCGCAGCAAGGCAUGACUGUGUACGGGUUGCCCCGGCAGGUAUACGACUCCAAGUACUGCCUCACGCCCAACUACCCCAUCAUCGGAGAUGAAGAGGGCCAGUACAACCACAGUCAACAUAACUUCUACAAUUCCGAAUAGCCAGGCAGAAACAAGGGACUAACUCAGAACAGAGAUCCUGGCAUUCCAACAGUGCUUGUCGAAACAGAAGAUCCAAAAUUAAGCGGUAAUUUUAAGCCGGGAAAUUACAAGAAAACCCAGAGGGCUCCCUAAAACACAAAGCAGCUCGCUAGAGAUACCGCCUCCAGACUAUGCCAAAGCCAGGCCUCGCCUCCAGCCACUGAACUCCAAUGCUUCACUUUGAUACCUCGCACGCUUUUAACUUAAAUGAUCAACCACUGCAACAGUUGUUAAGAUUACACUGAUGUGACUCAAAGCCCUUGGGAUAGGUCACCAUAAAAUAACCCAAGAUGGGUUGGGCGAAGUGAGAACAUGGGAAUGAGACAAAUGCUUGAUGGUUCCUCUCCAGAAGCCGCCAGUCAGAGCCGUGCCUUACUGAUGGCUCGUUUGGGGGUGCUGCUGCAGUUUUGGGUCUGAGAGGCAGAAGCAGAUAACAGGUAACUUGGUCUCUGUUGGAGAACACGCUGGCUUCUGUGCUACAUUUUGCAUACUCAGAAAGACACAAGCGGCUCCAUUAAAAGAUACAACAUCUGGCUUGCUCCAUCUUCAUCUAGUGGGUAAAAGGCAAGCACCCCAUCUGAGACUUGCCUACUUUGGGAUUUCUGCUUUCUAAAGGCAAGGAUGUUUUUAAAUGGCAAAAAAAACCACUGGUAAAGCAAGCCACCCACUGGCUUCCUAGAGAUAUUGAGGGAAAUUGUGGAAGGAGAGUGGGCACGUCUGGAGGUACACCUACCAAGCAGCACGUGUUCCUAGUGCAUACUCAAAGCACAGAGGUAUCUCAAGAGUGAAGUGAUAGGUUAUUAAAAGAACAUGGCAAGUGCAAAUGAAAGCCAAGGUUAUUUUAGCCUCUAAAAUUUCGGGCACAGUAUUUAGCAAUAAAUUUCAGGGUUCCAGAGAAUCUCUUCCUUCGCCUUAAAUAAAGCAACAUGCCUCCCCCACCAAAACCCAUUAGCAGACGAUGCUGAUCGUUGCAGGUUUUUCCUGUUUCCUUCCACACAGCAGUUCCACCUGCCUCUGGGGGAGGUGAUAAGCUGUGGUCAUGGGACCUGCAUGGACUAACAUCUGCAUGGGACAGGGAGUUGUAAUGUGCAGGGAGAAGGGCGGGGAAAUCAUCCGACCUGCCUCUUCCAUCAGAGGGGACGAUCCAUGAUUCCUGUGCCACAGAUCCAACCCCAAGUUACUAGCCCUCAUGGUUCAGUGUGGCUCCACAACAUACGCGCAAUUUCUAAAGUAGUGCCAUUUUUCAAGGAUAGGAGCUUCUUAGCACGCAUAGCUACUUUCACCUUGCAAUAGCUCUAUCUGCACACGCUUCUCCUGUCCCUUCUUCCAACACAAUAACCCGAUCUGUAGAAAGCUUCUUGGCACCAACUCAGUUCUCUCCCCACCUGUUUUACUGAUUUCAGAACAAAUAACAGCAUUAAGUAGUUUAAUCUAAACUUAAGCUCCUCAGCAUGCUGAUUGAGCAAGAAUUUAGAAGUUCAAGUUUCAUAAUGUGAAGCUAUACCACUGGCUGUCAUGGGACAAAUUCAUGUUUAAAACAAAGACAUUUCUCCCACUGUCUAGUCAUGUUUAUGUGCCCUGAAAGGAAACUGGAUUAGCUACUGCUAUAAAGCCAACACUGUGAGCAAUUUAAAGUUAAGACCAUGAUCCUAAGUAUAUAUAGACACCAAGAGUACUAAAGUGAUUGACCAAAACCUACUUCCACACCCAGGAUGGGUUUACGUAGUCAAUUUCUUGUAAUAGUUUGAAUUGGCCGAUUCAAUUGGCAUAUAUAGCUCUGAAGAAACAAAUGUUUUUAGGUGAUCUAUGCAUGAAUUGCCACAGAGAUCACCUGAAAUGAAGCAUUCUCCCAUGUGAGGUAGGAGAAAUGCCCCUAAGAUGAAUGCUUAUUACUCAUAGACUGCAAAUAAAGUAAUUUUGUAGUAAAUUUACUGCUCGGUUAAUCUGGGGCACCUUUUAAAUUGUUUAAAGUGUUUUUGCUUAGUUAUCUAAUCAAGCAAUUGACUAUGCGGCACACACCAACUUAAGUCCUGGGCUUGUCAUCGGAGGGGCGCAUGAAGAACAGGGCUGGCUUGCUUCACUAACUUUUUGUAUCAUCGUGUUGUGUUGUCAUAGAUCUAGCGUUAAAGUCAUGCCACUGGCUGAGCUCGAGAGAGGAUUGCUUACCCACCAUACGUUCUCACAAUUCACAGUGCCAAAUACUGUCACAAGCUAGCAAUUUCGGCAUUUUCCAAAACUAGACUAAGUGCUGCCCAAGAAAGGAAUCGCCCUUAACCCUCCUUAGUUCCCCUUGAAAUUAAAAGCAUCUUACAUGCUGACAUUUGCCCCUUUAAAACAAGAAAACAUUUCUAUAGAUGUAUUUGUAAUUUUCUGAUGAGCAUUUUUAAAAUUUCUUCAUGGCACAAUAAAAGGAAAAGGGUUCCUUUUUCUAACGUUACUGAAAAUAAUGUUUGCCUUCAACAAAGCUUCUUGAAAAGAAAGGAUAUUAACAUACACGGAUGCCUUAUAUUGAGUCAGUCCAUCUAAGCCAACAGAGACCUCUCUUACCCGGCAGAAACCCUCCAAGGUCUUCAGAGGUUUUCCCCAGCCCCGUUGCUCCAAACCCUUUAACUGGAGACGCUGAGGAUUGAAUCUGGGACCGUACGCGUGUGCUGUACUAGAGUUAUGUCUCUUUCCCAAAUACAUAUGAGAUGCAGAAGUUUCACAAACCAGAUUUGUAAUUUCCACCUGCUCCCAUGACUCACUUCUGCCUUUUGUGUUUAUGUGUGUUUUGUCAAAUAGAAAACAAGUCAACUAACUAUGCAGAAUGGACUAAGAGUAUCACCAGUUAUAUAUUUUAUUCUCAGCCUUCACAUUGUGUUUGUGUGAGAGAAUAAACCUGCAUGGCCAUGUUUGUGCUUUAAAAAAAAAAAUCACAGAAUACAUACAAUAAGCAGAAAAACUCUUGUGGAAAUAAUCAUUUUAAACCAGAUGAGUUUCUAGUUCUCAGGACUGUUGCUAGAACUUACUAGAUGGGGAAUUCCUGAUAAAUAAGGGAAUUAAAUUUCCAUUAAAAGGACAUGCUAUGUUGCAAGAAUAAAGACAAACUCAAGUCA